GCCGCCGCGGCGGCGCGGGCAGGCCGAGCACGGCCUGACUUGGCUGCGGGCUGUCUACGGAGCGGCUGGGAGGAUGGGCCUCUCCGCCGCGGCCCUGCUGUGGGGCCUCCCAGGGCUGCUCCUGACCAUCGCCCUGCAGCCGGCUCUCUCCCCGUGCCCCGCCCAGGCCUCGGUGCCCGCGCACCGGGACUACUGUGUCCUGGGUGCCGGGCCCGCGGGGCUGCAGAUGGCCUACUUCCUGCAGCGGGCCGGCAGGGACUACGCCGUGUUCGAACGCGCCCCGGGACCGGGCAGCUUCUUCACGCGCUACCCCCGGCACCGCAAGCUCAUCAGCAUCAACAAGCGGUACACAGGCAAGGCCAACGCCGAGUUCAACCUCCGCCAUGACUGGAACUCUCUGCUCAGCCACGACCCCCGGCUGCUCUUCAGACACUACUCCAACGCUUACUUCCCCGAUGCCGGCGACAUGGUGCGCUACCUGGGCGACUUCGCAGAGCGGCUGGGGCUCCACGUGCUGUACAACACAACCAUUGCCCACGUCACUUUGAACAAGGAUCAGCGGGCCUGGAAUGGCCAUUACUUCAUCCUGACCGACCACAAGGGCCAGGCAUACCAGUGUAGCGUCCUUCUCGUGGCCACUGGCUUGUCAGUCCCCAACCAGGUUGACUUCCCUGGCUCCGAAUACGUGGACGGUUAUGAGUCCGUGUCCGUGGAUCCCAAGGACUUCGUGGGUCAGAAUGUGCUGAUCCUGGGCCGGGGGAACUCGGCCUUUGAGACAGCGGAGAACAUCUUGGGUGUCACCAACUUUAUCCACAUGCUGAGCCGCUCCCGGGUCCGGCUCUCCUGGGCCACCCACUACGUCGGCGACCUCAGGGCCGUCAACAAUGGCCUGUUGGACACCUACCAACUGAAGUCCCUGGACGGGCUGCUCGAGUCUGACCUGACGGAUCUGGCCGUUCUGAAGGACCACGAGGGCAAGUUCCACGUCACCCUGAAAUUCUUCCUGGAGGAAGGCAACCGGAGUGCCGACGCCGUCCCCCUCCCCCAGGACGAUAACGACAACUUCGCCUUGCGCGUGGCCUACGACCGGGUCAUCCGCUGCCUGGGCUGGAACUUCGACUUCUCCAUUUUCAGCAGGUCCCUCCGACUCUCUGCAGGGGGUGAGCUCAGCAAGAAGUACCCCCUGGUCAAAGCCAGCUAUGAGUCCAAAGGGAGCCGGGGCCUCUUUGUCCUGGGGACCGCCAGCCACUCCGUGGAUUACCGGAAAUCUGCUGGGGGCUUCAUCCAUGGAUUCCGAUACACAGUGCGCGCCGUCCACCGGCUGCUGGAGCGGCGUCAUCACGGCGUCACCUGGCCCUCCACCGAGCACCCCAUCACACAGCUGGCCAGUGCCAUCAUCCGGCGCGUCAACGAGGCUUCCGGGCUCUACCAGAUGUUCAGCGUGCUGGCCGACGCGGUCCUGUUGAAGGAGAAUGCCACUGCUUUUGAGUACCUGGAGGAGUUCCCCAUGCAGAUGCUGGCCCAGCUGGAGACAAUCACAGGAAGAAGGGCAAGGCACGGGCUCUUCGUCAUCAAUAUGGAGUACGGCCGGAAUUUCUCUGGGCCCGACAAGGAUGUCUUCUUUUAUGACCGCUCUGUGGGGCACACGGAAGACGCCUGGCUGUCUAACUUCCUCCAUCCUGUCAUCUACUACUACAGGCACCUCCCCACCGAUUCUGGCCCACACGUCGACCUGGGCAGGCCACGCGUGGAGCGGCGUCAUCACCUCCAGGCACCACGUCGUCAGAGGGACACUGUUGUUGCUGUCUCCGAGGGAGGCUGACCGUGGAGUGGGGAGCGGGGAUCUGGGGACUGACUCUUAGAAGGAACAGGAAAGGGAAGGGGAACUGGUUAGCGCAGGAGGGGAGCAGGAGAGCUGGGCAGUGUUCCCAGGGCCGUCCUUUCCUCGCUGUGUGACCUUGGACCAUUACUUAGCCCCGCUGAGCCUCAGCUUGCUCGGGUGUGAAAUGGGGGUGGCCACGGUACCCUGCUUGUAGGAUGAGGGUUAAUGAGAUGAUACAGCACAACGCCAGCAUGGUGCCCGGCACGGAGUAGCCACCGAAUGAUGCCCGACCUGGGGAACACGACUCCUGCUUCCAAACUUGAAGGGAUGUCCCCUGGAAGAGGAUGAUCUAAAACUAGAGGUCGUUCCGAAGGGCGGAGGUAGUGUCAACAGGUAGACGUGACAGGAGCGCAGGUUGACAUUCCCUCUAAAGGAGCAGCGCAUCCUGAAAGCUGCCGAGGCGGGGAUGGGCCACCUCCCAGAGUUUCCCGAUGCAGGGAUGGUCACGGCUUGGUGCCCUGUGGCAGGGACACGCAGAAGGGCACCCACCAGGUAGGCGACUGCACUAGAGGGACCCUAAGACCCCUCGGAUGCAGGACCCCGGGUCUCCUCACAGAAAGGCCAGUUUCAAAGCAGCCACAAUACACCUCAGCUCACGUAAGUCUUAGAAGCAAGCCAAGUUCAAGUGACUGGUCUUAGUUCUGCCCGCCGACAGUGCAGGGGAGGAGUCUAGUCUAGUCCGUCUCCCUCACGUCCGCCUUCCAGACAUUUGGAAGGACAGCUGAACAGGCUGACCAUGGCCCAUGCAGGGGCGCAUCAGGAAGGCUGAGCGCGAGGGGCUGGGGGGCAGGCAGCUGGGAUGUGGCCCUGGGAAUGGAAGCCCCGCGCUCGGCUCCGACGCGGCGCCCUUUCUC
Molecule: messenger RNA, 2736 nt
Organism: Physeter macrocephalus (sperm whale)
Lineage: Eukaryota; Metazoa; Chordata; Mammalia; Artiodactyla; Physeteridae
Gene: FOXRED2
Product: FAD dependent oxidoreductase domain containing 2
Exons: 8
Coding region: 74-1822 (582 amino acids)
Cellular component (GO): endoplasmic reticulum lumen
Molecular function (GO): monooxygenase activity; flavin adenine dinucleotide binding
Source: RefSeq, a predicted model, not a curated record